UUUUCAGGUUUAACGCAUCCUCUAUUCCACUAUUUGCAACAAUACAAAAUCUGAAACCCUAAAUUCUAAACCUCCUAAAAAGAGCAGUUUAAAAGAUUCCUGCAAAGAUGGCGAAUCCGAGGAAUUAUGGGAAGAGGCCCUUUCGAGCCGGUGAAUCGGAGGAAAAAAACGGAGCCGAUGAUGAUGAGAACAUAUUUCCUUUCUUCUCGGCCCGAUCCCAAUACGACAUGCGUGCCAUGGUCUCAGCCUUGACUCAAGUCAUUGGAAACCAAAGCAGCACUCAGGAUAAUAACCAACAUCACCCUGUUGUGUAUAAUCAACAGGAUCCUAUCCAACCGGUUCCUCCUACUCAAGAUCAAGGAAACUUGAGGAAGAGACACUAUAGAGGGGUAAGGCAACGACCAUGGGGAAAGUGGGCAGCGGAAAUUCGGGAUCCACAAAAGGCAGCACGCGUGUGGCUCGGGACAUUUGAGACCGCUGAAGCUGCGGCUUUAGCUUAUGAUGAAGCAGCUCUUAAGUUCAAAGGAAGCAAAGCUAAACUAAAUUUCCCUGAGAGGGCUCAACUUGCAAGUAACACUAGUACUAUUACCGGUCUUCCAAACUAUUACUCUUCUAAUAAUCAAAUUUACUACUCAACUCCGCAGACCAAUCCGCAAACUAUACCGUAUAGUAACCAAUAUCACUAUAACCAGUAUUAUCAUCAAGGAGGAAAUGUUAACGAUGCACUAAGCUAUAAUUUGGCCGGUGUGGGAACGGUAGGCUCAAUGUAUAAUCAUCAGACGUUAUCUACUACAACUUCUUCAUCUUCUGGUGGAUCUUCAAGGCAAGAACAAGAUUACGCCAGGUUUUUGCAUUUUGGAGAUUCUUCAUCUCCUAAUUCAGGUUUUUGAGAUCAUCAUAAAAGUAAUAAGGGACUUUGUGUCGCUUGUUAUAAUGAGAUUAUAUGUUUCUUGUGUGUUUUGUAUUUUCAUUAUGCGUGUGUUAUUUGUGGUCCCUUUUUCAAUUUUUUUCUUUCAAGAGUUUUCAUGGGGGUCAUUGUUCACAACCCUUGGAUUUGGAUUUAUUUAAGGUUU
Eutrema salsugineum is the source of this 1073-nucleotide messenger RNA. Its product is annotated as ethylene-responsive transcription factor ERF115. The transcript is spliced from 2 exons. Gene Ontology annotation, biological process: regulation of DNA-templated transcription; ethylene-activated signaling pathway. Lineage: Eukaryota; Viridiplantae; Streptophyta; Magnoliopsida; Brassicales; Brassicaceae. Bases 108 to 890 code for a protein of 260 amino acids. The record is from RefSeq and is a predicted model, not a curated record. Gene Ontology annotation, molecular function: DNA binding; DNA-binding transcription factor activity.